Molecule: messenger RNA, 914 nt
Organism: Strongylus vulgaris
Lineage: Eukaryota; Metazoa; Nematoda; Chromadorea; Rhabditida; Strongylidae
Source: the annotation of a GenBank genome assembly
CAGCUGUCAUUUAUAAUUUUCAUCUUUAGAACCUCCUUGAAAUUCUUCGCUCAAGAGCUUCAUCCUCACCGGAUCAUCGGUUGUUUACGCUUGUCACGGCAAAAAAUCCCGAACAUGAUACUGCAACAUGUGCGAGUCUUCUAAAGAGAGCUGAAAGAAUUGGUGCGUUCUUGGUGGAACGAGGUCGUCUGAACGUUGGCGACCAUGUGGCGUUGAUUUUCCACCCGGGCAUCGACUUUAUAGCUGCAUUUUAUGGUUGCCUUGUUGCUGGCGUUGUUCCCGUAUGCAUACGAGCGCCAUCGGCUGCAUCUCUUCAGACGACCUUGCCCUCAGUGCGAAUGAUUGUUGAUGUCAGUAAGGCAGUAGCUAUAGUGUCAAACACCGCUGUUUGUAAACUUCUUAAAAGCAAAGAAGCUGCUCACCGGGUAGAUUCUAAAGCGUGGCCUAUGAUUCUUGACAUCGAGGAUUCUCCUGCCUCCUGGAAACGAAAAGCUAAUGCAGAACCAUCGGAACCAUUAAUCUCCGAUGCUUGCUAUUUGGAUUUCUCCGUAAGCACUACGGGACAACUGGUUGGAGUGAUUGUCAGCGUAGGAGGAGCGUUAAGCAUGUGUAGGAGUUUAAAGGUCACCUGCGAACUGUAUCCUUCGCGUCAUGUAGCACUUUGUCUGGAUCCAUACUCUGGAUUAGGGUUUGCCCUAUGGUGCCUCAGCAGCAUUUAUUCUGGUCACCAUACCAUACUUAUUCCACCAGCGGAAGUGGAAGCGAAUCCAUCAUUAUGGUUGACGACAGUAUCGAACUUGAAAAGUAGCGCACGUGAUACAUUUACGACGUAUGGUGUUCUUGGAAUAUGCAUUCAAGAAUUAGCAUCACAAGUCUCCAAUCUCAAGGAUAAGGGAGUGAAUUUAGCCUGGUAA